AUGAUCAUUCAGGAGGAGAGGAAACUAAGUGGCUUCCCAUAUCUUGAGAUCUAUCACUCAGAUGUCAUCAACUACAUGGUUCCACUGUCUCAUCAGACGGACUUCUUUGUGCCAGAAAUGACAGAGGAGCCAAAAGCAGAAGUGAAAGACGAGGACUCUGAUGAGGACAGAGGAACUGACAUUACAGGCGCAGAUUCCCACAGCGAUGUCAGCUCAGUAAGCGGCGGCGUGCCAUGGGACAGUAGGGAGACAUCCCUGGCAGCGUCCACGGCUGCCUCCCUGGCCUCCUCUCUGCCCCUGAGGGACAUAAUGGACUCAAACGAAGACAGUAAGCACAUGGAGCACAGCGACAGAGGUUCAAACGACUCUGUGGGCAGCGGCUCGUCCUUCGAAGAACUUGACAUGGACCAGGAGGAGCUGGAGGGAGGGCAAGAGACGGAAGACGGGAAGGAGAAAGAAACCCCUGAAGAAGAAGAAGGAGCUGGAGAAGAUGUCGGACUGGUUGCUAAGCAGAGGCUCCUGGGAGACGGAGAGGAGUAGGAAGGAUGCUGAAGAUAUAAGGGACGUAGCCAUGUGACUGGCAAGCUAGAGUGUUUCUCAGCCGUGCUGUUGUUGGUUAUCUGUCAAAUAAAGUGAUUGGUUGGCCUAAAGCUGUCCAUGCCCUGAACAAGACCACGUUUUUCUGCACCUUCUAACGAAGCCUGUAUUUUUUCUUUAACGUAAUCACAGAUUUCACAAGUUAGCCCUGAUUAUGUGUUUGAAUGCUGACUGGACAGAGCAUCCGUGGGUUGACCAGCUCAUGAUGCGCCAUUCUGAUUUCAGUGAAGGUCAAACAGUAUAUUUUUGUGACUCCUGGUUUCAGAUCCAGGUUUGUACAGAUAUUUCUGUCACUUUUUUUCCCUAAACAUUGAACCUAAGAGAACUGAAAUAAACGACGAUUGGUUUAAAAAGUACAUGAACUACUGCUGCUGCUGCUGUAGACCCAGAUUUUUCUUUUAUUUCAACAAAAUAAGUUUUCAAAUCUGAGGCAAUAAAAAAAAGCUUAUUAAAAUCUCCACCAGGAAUAAGACUUGAAAUUCAACCCUGUAAGCGUUUUCCUUUAAGAGUGUACAGGAUAUUUUAUCAUCACUCUGUACUCAGAUAAUUGCUUUUUAAUGCGAGUUGGCUUUCUAUACUUGGAUUAUUAACCCACUCUUCACCCAGUUUAUUUUGUUCCUUAUGUAGCCAGAAUUCGCCUGCUUCAUCAGAACCUAGCUGUAACCUCUUUGUAAGUUGAUAUUGUACUGGAAAUGUAGAGACGUAUUGCCAUGUUUGUGUCCCUCUGUGUUGAAUAAAAAUUUCAACUGGAAAGUUUGA
Fundulus heteroclitus (mummichog) is the source of this 1356-nucleotide messenger RNA. RefSeq names its product testis-expressed protein 264-like. Gene Ontology annotation, cellular component: autophagosome membrane; replication fork; nucleus. Lineage: Eukaryota; Metazoa; Chordata; Actinopteri; Cyprinodontiformes; Fundulidae. Gene Ontology annotation, biological process: protein-DNA covalent cross-linking repair; reticulophagy. The transcript has 3 exons. The record is from RefSeq and is a predicted model, not a curated record. The coding region runs from base 1 to 540 and encodes 179 amino acids.